Molecule: messenger RNA, 960 nt
Organism: Cyclopterus lumpus (lumpfish)
Lineage: Eukaryota; Metazoa; Chordata; Actinopteri; Perciformes; Cyclopteridae
Gene: palm1a
Product: paralemmin 1a
Exons: 5
Coding region: 1-960 (319 amino acids)
Biological process (GO): regulation of cell shape
Cellular component (GO): membrane
Source: RefSeq, a predicted model, not a curated record
AUGCAUCAGGAGAAGAAGUGGCAAACGGAGAUGGAGAACAAGAAGCGUCAGCUGGAGGACGACAGGAGAGCACUGCAGCACCUGAAGUCGAAGGCUCUGAGGGAGCACUGGCUGCUGGAUGGAGCACCCUCUGCUGGACCAGAACAGGACGAAGUGAGGAGACAACUGGAGCAGGACGAGGCCAAGACCAGGAGCCUGGAGGAGACCAUCAACAGGUUGGAGGAGGAGCUGGUCAGUUUGGAAACUGGAGGCACGUCCAUGUACUCGGUGGAGAUAACAGUGGAGCGGGACAGAGUGACGGGAGAAACCCGGGUUCUGUCCACAAACACCACACUUCCUGUUGACUUGUCUCACCACGGGGUCAAAGUGUACGAGGACGAGAGGAAAGUGGUCCACGAGGUGAACGGGGAAGAUGGCGUCCAGCCGCUCAGCUCCUCCGAGGUGGAAGAGCUCAUCCACAAAGCCGACGAGGCCUCGAUGAUAUUACAGACCACGGUGACCCCUCCCACGACAGCGGAGGUCCAGGAGGAGGCGCCGAUGGAGAUUGUCGGGCUGGAGACCAAACCGGGCGGAACGCCGAGCGUGACGGAGGCCAGCGCCGAGAACCCCGUCACCAUGGUGUUCAUGGGGUAUCAGAGUGUGGAGGACGAGGAUGAGACCAAGAAGGUUCUGGGUCUCAAGGGGAUCGUGAAAGCCGAGCUGGUCCUCAUCCACGACGCCAAUGGGAAAACACCACCGGGCGAAGUGCAGGAGGAGACACCAGCUCCACCCCCACCCACAUCCACUAAACCUCCUGUGACAGCAGCUGUGAGCAACGGGGAGACGGAGGAGGUGAGGGGAGGAGCGGUGGAGGUGAAGGGAGGAGUGGUGGAGGUGAGGGGAGGAGCGGUGGAGGUGAAAGGAGGAGCGGAGGAGGUGAGGGAGGAGAAGCAGCCGUGUAAGUGCUGCAGCAUCAUGUGA